CGGGCUUCGCUCCUUCCUUCCUUCGUUCCUCUCCCUCUCUCUCGCUGGCCCUCUCGCGCUUCGGGCGCCUGUGAAUGUGAUGACUCCGGCGAGACGAGAGCAAUGUCUGUCGUGUCCUGUCCGCUCGAUCCUCUUGUGAGCGCUCCUCCAUCUCGGCGGAUCGACAUCGCCCCGCAGCGCCAGAUGAAAGCUUCACGCCUUGCCGUGCACCAUCAAUCCCGCAUCGAUUGAUUCGCGGGGGGGCGGGCGGGUGGGUUCAAAAACUGCGAAAGUUUCAUGAUCUGGAUCGGUUCUCUGUUCGAAUUGGAUUGCCGUGCCAUUGGAUCUGAUGAGCGCGAUUGCCCCUCUGCGACGAGUGCGCGAAGAAGGAGUGAGGGGAACUCGUGCUAAUUUCGACUGAUCGGUGCGUCGAUCGCCUCCCGGUCGGCUCGAUUGAGGUUGCCAGGAGGGCCAGAGAUGGCGGAAGCCAGCAAAUUGUCGAAGCUCAAUAUUAUAGUGGCGCAGCUCGAGUCGAUUGUAGCUGCCGCAGCCCAUAAGCUGCCAGAACCUCUGAUAUGCUUUGAUCUUCUGGUCGAUCUCCUCUCUACCAUUGAUCAGGAACCGAAGGAUUCUAUCCUACGCUGUCAAAGAAAGUGUGAGGAUGCGCUACAGGCUUUGUUAGUACUUGGUGUCCGUCCACCAGUGAGGCGUCUUGCCUCCACUGCAAUGGUUAGUCUGAUAGAAAAAGGAGAUAACAUUUCCAUUUACUCUCGGGCCGGGAGUCUUCAAGGCUGGUUAUCCGACAAAAUGGACAAAAAAUCAGAGCCUGCGUCAUGCAUAGGAGUUGCGCAGUGUUUGGGAGCGCUUUUGAGAGCAUUUGGCCAAAGGAUCUCUUCAGGUUUAGUGGAGACCAGCAGCAUUGUCGCUAAGCUGAUGAGAUAUUCGGAGGUUGGUGUACGUCAAGCGGCCCUUGAGUUGUUACAGGAUGCUCUGGAAGGCUCGGGUGGCGGGGGAGCAGUCACUGCCUAUACAGAAGCACUGAGGAUAAUUAUGAAGCUCGGAGCAACAGACAAGUCUGCUGUUGUGAGAGCUGCAGCAGCGGGCUGUCUACGAGCAUUUGCAGUUGCAGGAGGACAAGGGUUAGGUGUUGGGGGCCUCGAGAAUUGUGCGACAGUUUGCUUGAAGGCAUUAGAGGACUCUGCCCAGCCUGUCAGAGACGGAUUUGCAGCAGCUCUUGGUGCUUUGCUCGCUCUAGGCCUCAAUCCUCAAUCACAGGCUCAGCCAAAGGGUCGAGGCCCAUCUCCUCCGUUGAAAACAAUAGAUGGAGGGGUGCAGAAGCAUUUGGUAACCCCCUUUGUGAAAGCAUCAGGUCAAAACUACAAAGAAAUACGAGUUGGUCUUACUAUGGCCUGGGUGGCCUUUCUGCAGGGUAUGCGCUUGAAUUACAUGCACAAUGAUGUUGAGCUUCAGGAAUUCGCAAUGGAGGCAAUCAAAAUGCUUACUCUCAGUUCAGACACCCAUGCGCAGGCUUGUGUAUUAUUCUGUCUUCGAGUUGGAAUAAUUGAACAAAUGGGAGAACCAGCACAGAAAGGCUUGACAGAUCACCUCAUCAAGCAGCUGUCUACACCUGAGAUAAACUCCGGAAUGCUCGUGGUCAUUUUGAGGUCGCUGGCACAUCUUUUGUCUACGCUAGGAGAGGUUUCCGUUGCCAGUCGCGAGACUCUAGAUAACUCUUUGGUUGGCAUGCUUUCCAACUCUUCAAUGGCGGUCCGAGUAGAAGCAGCUCUAGCACUCCGGGCACUCGCCGAAGUGGAUGCAAGCAGUGCUAAUAAUCUUUUGUCGUGUGGGCUGACAACUCUACGAGCACUACGUGAAACAGUUUCCGUUGAGAAGGGUGAUCGGCUGAAGCUUGAAUUGGAUUCGCUGCAUGGACAAGCAGCCAUGCUAGCUGCACUUAUUACUGCAGUUCCAAAGCUGGUCCUUGGUGUUCCCUCAAGGCUCCCACAGUCUGUAUGGGAUGUGGCAAAGUUGAUGGUAUCUCAGGACAAUGGAAAUCCGUCGUCCAUGGGUGCGGAGAAGGAAGCUGGCUGGAUGCUUAUUGCCUCCAUACUCUCAUCGAUGCCGAAGGAGGAAUUGGAGGAGCGGAAGCUGGAAAUAUUGGUCCUAUGGUCCAAUGAAUUCGGAGGUAACGUCGAAGAUCACCUGAAGAAAGCUGAAAGCAUGCUUGGAGUGCACCUGAGUGGUUGGUCAGCGGCAGUGGAGGCUCUCGCUGCGUUUGUGAAGAGUUUUGUGUUUCCCAAUAUGUCUGUUACCGAAGAAGGAAUUUUACUUCAGCCUAUUAUCGGCUACCUUAGCGGAGCACUGGCCUACUUGACUUCUUCUGCGUUGCAACAAGCACCUGCUGCACUUAAACCUGCAGUCAAUCUUUUCACAAUACGAACUUUGAGAGCUUUUCAAGCGUUACCUGACCCUUUCUCUUACAAAGAUGAUCAUCCAGCGCUUAUGGGAAUUUGCACCGCACCUUUCAGAGAUGCCGCAUCAUGCGGUGCAAGUUCGUGUUUGAGGCAGCUACUUGACAGCAGAGAUGCAUCACUUGGACCCUGGAUACCAGGAAGAGAUUCUUUUGAAGAUGAACUUCGUGCUUUUGAAGGGGGUGCCCAAGGUCUUUUACCUUGCGUAUGGGCGUAUGAAGUACCUGCCUUUCCACAACCUCUACCAGUAGCAACCGUCCUCGUCGAUGAGAUGCUUCUAUGUUUUGGAACUGUUUUUGCCGCCCAGACAGAGAAAGGGAAACUGCAGCUUCUUGAGAUCAUCCUUGAGUCAGCCAGAGCUGGGAAGAAGCAAAGUUGGCAUAGCGCGAACAUCACCAACAUAUGUGUAGCUCUUUUGGGUGGUCUAAAGGCUUCCAUAGGUAUGAGAUCUCAGGGUUCAGAAGUUGAUGCUAUGAGGCAAGUGCAAGAGAUAUUCCAGAGUAUUUUGAGCGAAGAUGGAAUUUCACCCGCUGGACGACGUGCUGCGGCCGAAGGACUUGGAUUUCUUGCACGUCUAGGAAGUGACGUUUUUGCCGCACGUUUGACCCGAUCGUUGGUUUCCGACACGAUUUCAUCGCCCAUUUCUACACUGAAAGGGUCCACAGCUCUAGCUCUAGGCUGUGUUCACCGGAGUGUUGGGGGCAUGGCAUUAUCGGCGUUGGUGCCAGCAACGGUGCAGGCAUUAUGUGCUUUGGCUAAAGAUCCAAAUGAUUAUCUCCAUGGCUGGGCCCUUCACGCAUUGUGGCUUACAGCCGAUGCUGCUGGUCUGUCUUAUGUUCCUCAUGUCCAGGCGACUCUGUCCCUUGCCAUGGAGAUUCUUCUGUCUGAAGACCAUGCAGCUCCAGAGCUCGGACAACGCAUCGGACGACUUGUUAAUGCAGUUGUAGCUGUAUUGGGCCCUGAAUUGUCACCUGGAAGUUCUCUAUUUUCUCGGUGCAAGGCAUUAGUUGCGGAGAUAAGCACUGAAAAUGAGCCAGCGGCACAGCUUGAGUGCGUGCUCUUUACGCAGCAGUUGGCACUGUUUGCACCCCGAGCAUUGCCAGUCCACGCUCAUGUGCAGACUCUCAGGCCUACACUUACAUCAAGACAGCCCUCAUUACGGCAAGCAGCAGCUUCUACUUUACGCCAUCUUUCGGAACGUGAUCCUGUGGCCAUGGUCGAAGAACACAUCGAGGAAGAUCUCUUCGCAAUGCUAGACAACGAGACUGAUGAGAGCAUCAUAAAAAUUGUUCGGUCGACAUUGCAGCGCCUCCUUGAAGCAGCUUGCCCAUCCUUCCCCUCACGUUGGCUUAAUUUAUGUCGAAAUGUGGUUCUAGCAGCAUCUACGACGAAGAGUGCUGGUGCUGGCCUGCAAGAGUCUGAGAGAUUUCACAAUGACAUCGUUCAUGAGGACAUGGGAGAAGAUAAUGAAGGCAUGAUUGCCGACAGACCUUCUGCGGGGCUGUCGGGUCCAGUGAAAAUCGAUACCAAAGCCAAGGAUUCAGACCAGCUUCCUCGAUACAAAACUAGAGUUUUUGCAGCCGAAUGUCUCUGCCGGCUGCCCGUUAUCGUUGGAGUUGAGCCUGCACACUUUGAUCUUGUGAUGGUCAAGGAGCUCCAAAAGAGCGGCCAAAGUCCUGGUGGAGAUUGGCUUGUACUUCAUCUUGGCGAGCUUGUAGCAGUUGCAUAUCAGGUCGCUACUGGCACAAUGGAAAGUGUGAGACCUAUCGGUGUCGAGUUGUUGGACAUUGUGCUGGAUAAGUUUGGAGAAACUGUGGAUCCAGAAUUUGAAGGACAUCUACUUCUUGAGCAAUACCAGGCCCAGCUCGUCUCAGCGGUACGAACGGCACUUGACCCGGCUGCAAGUCCUCUUUUGAUGGCAGCUGGUUCGAGGCUUGCUGCUAGGAUUAUUACAAGUGGAGGAGCUUGUGGAGAUCGUGCACUACUACAACGCAUGAUGAACUUAUUAAAUCAACCACUACUUAAGUGGGAGGAUAUUGUUAAUCCCAACUUUGCUGAAUGGGUGGGAUGUAAGGUUCAAGUGAGUCUCCUAGGAGCCCACGCAGCUGUGAAGACAUAUGCAUAUGCAUGCUCUCAAGGGAACACCAAGAGUUCCUCAGAUAGUGUUAUUAUCCUUCCUCUCUUGGCAAAGCAUGCAGAUAUCCUUGGUCGGUAUUGGAUUGGUAUACUACGAGAUUAUACAGCUCUUCGGUUGCACGCGACGACGAAGUUGCAGCCUGGAUACAAACCCUUCAUGGAAGGUAUACAGCUGGUCUCGAUAGCGUCAAUGGUCCUGCACUUCUUGUCCGAAGUUUGGCCGGUGGUUUUGGAGGCUGUCACAGUAGACGCUUAUCCUGCUGGGCCUUCUGGUCAACCCUCUGAAGGCAAAGCUGCUAGUGGCAUUGAGCUCUCCGUGGAAGACUUUAGGCAAAUUUGGGCGCUCGCUAUUCUUGUCCUCAGUGAGGAGGAUGAUCUGGCUGGAGAGAGAAGACGAAGUAGUGUUACGAGUUUUCCUUCCGUGGAUGCAAGAUUUCGCGUCGAUAAAUAUGAAUUUACACCUCAACUGGCAGCAUUGCAUUCUCUACGAAGUCUUUGCUCAGAGGGAUUUUAUGAUCCCCAGAUGCUUUCUGUUGAGCUAUGCAAGGAGCUUGUGCAAAUUCUAUCAAAACCAUUUGUUAAUGUGAAGUCAAACGCGUCACAUGCCGUGUUAAGCGUUCUAGAUCAGGUUGCAAAGUCUUGUCCUCAGGGAUACAUCGAAUGCAAAGACAUCGCUUUAAAUAUUGUAGAACUCUGCCUCGGGAACAUUUUCCAACUUCUAAAUAGAAGUGAGAGAACUAUCCACGCAAAAGCGGAUGAAGUUGAGAGGGUUAUGUCAAAUGCUUUAGAAACUCUCGGGAAUCUUGUGGGCCAUCUAAACGCAGAGGUUCAGGAGGUACUGCUACCUCAGCUGCUCUCUGCUGGAAUAAAGAUUUUGAACUUGGUACCAGUAGAUGGCAUCGUGGUUACUUCAGCCUUGGGCUUCAUCACCAAUGUGACGGCGGCGACAGCUAAGCCCGUCCAAGGUGUUAAUUCUUCGGAAGAAUUCGAUUUGACACAAAGGGCAUCCAUUCUCGCGGCUGCCGUGGAGAGCUUGGCAAAAGAUUGCGUAAAUCAUGCAGAGCAAGUAAUCAAAGGGGCUGAUGGAACAGAAAACAAAGCAGAGCAGGUCUUGUCAAAACGGUUGGAACUUCUGUUAGGAGUAAUGGUAUCUAUUGUACCUUCCGUUCCUGAGAUUAUUAGUGUUGAAGAAAGUGGUCCACUAUUCAAGAAAGCAGCACAAGGAAGGUGCAUCAACUGCCUACGCUGGUUUCUCACCAAUUCGAACAUACAGGUUCAGCUGGCUGCUCUUCAGAACCUCAGGACGGUCUCACAGACAGGUUCUUCGGAGCCUAAAGGUGGAGAUUCGCAUACUUGGGCCCUGAUACUUCUGCGGGAGCUAGGAGCAGAUGUGACGCAAGUAGUAUAUGAAGCCACUCAGAAACCUCUGACUUCAGCUUCGGCAGCCGCUGUUGGUGAAUGUUUGAAGCUCCUCAUUUUGUUGUAUUCUCUAGUAGAAGGCGAUGAGGCACAGCAAAAUGUCCUUCAUUUGCUGUUGCCUGCAAUCAUCGCUGCUGCUUCUUUCCAAAAGCAAGGGUCGUCACAGGCUACAAAUGUGCUCACAGCUGCCGCUGUGAAGCUUGUAACACAUCUUGCAUCUGUUCCAUCUUCUGCUGCACAGUUUAGAACUGUGUUGCUUCAGCUGCCACCUGAAUCGCGGCAACAGCUCCAGGCAAUCAUCAAAGCAUCCAUGUCCCAACAGCCUUCCAGUUCAUACGUUGCUGCUCCAGCCCCUGUACCGCUGCCACCACCAAAGCUGUUCACGCCAGCCAUAACGACUAGUGGAUUGGCUGCCAUCCCACCUCCGAGCAGUUCGUCGCUCCCUCGGGCGAUUCCAGCAGCACCGCAGCCUGCCCAAGUUGAUGACUUCGAAGAUGAUGACGACGACUGGGAUGACUUUCAAGAUGGUUCUCAAGAUGUCACAUCCUCGACUCCCACACCCGAUGUAAACAUGGACAGCGAUUUCCAACCAUUUUCACCUGGCCCUUCGAAUGGGACGAGCACGCUAGAACCGAAACAAGACGGGAGCCCGGAAGAAGAUGUUGAUGACUUUGAGGCAUUUUCUGCACCCUCUGUACCCGAGAACCUGAGUGCAGCUGUUGUGUCUUCGUCUUCCUCUUCCUCUGUGGUAGGGAAGAAUGAGUCGGCUGAAUCAUCGCCAAAGUUGGUGUCAUCACAUCCUACGAGUCCCCGGAUGGGGGAAGUCAAUCAUGACCAGGAUGCAGCGGGAUCCUCCUCAACUCCUGAAAGUCGUGAAAGAGUUGCCACCGGAGAUGAAGCCAGCCUGGACGAUGAGAAUAUUCAGACUCCAGGCAUCUCCUCCAACUCGAAACCCGAUGUCGGUGCGAACCAGUCUUUACUGGAGUCAGCCGAGGCUGAAGAUGCACCUUUUUUCCACAAUGCACCUCACUCUGAAUCUUCAAGUUCAGCAACAUCACAGCCUGAUGUUGAAACCAAGGAGAUCAUAGGAGACGUUUCGGGUUCCACAACCGAGGAGAAGCCUGAAUUCAUUGUGAAAAAAGGUAAAGAUGUAGAUGAUGGCGGAGAUGGUCAGGAAUGUUCGAUGGAGAAACCUGGUGAUGUACUGUCGUUUGAAUCUCGUAAUUCAGAGGUAACAUCUGAAAAGGCCUCGUCACUCUUGAGCAACGUUGGUGAAAUGGAACACGAACAAUCCGCUCUGAGCUCAGCAACGACGACCUCCAAACGAACAUCCCAGUAGUGUAAGUAUAUCCUUCUCGAGAGGACCGGGCCACUGGUGACAUUAUACCGAGUAAACAUUUUUCUCACUGGAAACAGGUGAGUUGAGAAGACCCGAAUCUGAUAAGACAAUCCUUCUGGUCACCUCGAGGGGUUGAGGAUCAGGUCCAGUGGCCUGAAAUGUCAUCUUAAAAUUGGUUUGAAAAUUUGUAUUGCUAGUUCUGGACGAACUACAUCCAGACUUAAAUUGCUGGCUUUUAGGGGCUCAGAUUGUUCAUGAAGAGUACUUGCAGGGCUAGCUCUUCAUUUUGGCCAGAUGAAGUGGAGCUAGUUAUACCAGCGGCUUUUGACGUUUCACCAUUACUUCCUCCUUUACCACCACAUGUUCCAAUGAUUUCUUUGUGAGACCGUCCCCGAGUAGGCGGAAAAAGUUUACUUCAAUCUGCCAAAGGUUUACAAUUCAUGUAUGAUAUUCACCAGUUUUGGGUCAAAAAAGAUCUUGGAUUUCUCGGUGGGUCAUGGUUGUUCUCUAUUUCCUUGCCUUCAGCUGGUCGCUUCCCGCUACACGCAUUUUUAUUUCAGUACCUCAAAGCAUUUUUGUAGUAUAUCAGUCGAAACGCCAGCAUGGAUGCCAAUUGGCUAGCUCUUCCACAGUCAAGCAUGCCGGAGCUCAAACUUACUAUUCAAUCUCAUUGGCCCUUCUGUAGACGCUGGUAAUACACUAUUAGAAUGAGCAGCUUACACAUGUACUGAGUUCUUAGGAAGGAUAGAAUAGUAAAUUAUAGAAAGAGAUUUUGGAUGGGUUUAUAUAUCCAAUCCGAGGUACAAGUGGUUUAAACAGACACAGUGGGCGACCCACUACGCGUCCGUACUGGGCCGCCACUUAGUCACGACCAUAAACUAACUGUCACGACCAUAGACUAACUAUGAUUACACUAACGUAUGUACGGUGAC
Molecule: messenger RNA, 8276 nt
Organism: Marchantia polymorpha subsp. ruderalis
Lineage: Eukaryota; Viridiplantae; Streptophyta; Marchantiopsida; Marchantiales; Marchantiaceae
Source: the annotation of a GenBank genome assembly